CGUUAGGAGUGGAACGCGCCGUUGUCAAGAAACUUGGAACCCGUUGCUGUCAAGAAACUUAGAAAACAUGCGUUAAUUGCCUUGUGUACACUACUAGCAGUCUGAAUAGAGUAUAUUUUAUCAAUUCCAACCGUCUGUAACAAGUAACAAUGGCUGUUAUCCGGCUGCUACCGUGCUUACGCCUCCUUCAGCCCUGUCGAAGGAAUGCCGGCUUACUCGAUCGCAACACAGGCCUCGCAUUCAUCGCCUCAUCGGAGAGACUGCAGCACACGCACCCGAUCAUGGUGAAAGUGUUCAACGUGUUCCGAGUCUACGAAGACGUCGUAGGCCUUACUGAAGUCAAAGCCGCGCAGAGUAAAGUCCUUGAGGCGGAGCGGAAAUUCGUGUCAACACAGGAGCAGCGCCGAGAGACACAGCAGCGAAUUCUAGAGCUGCAGCAGCGGCUCAAGGAAAUUCAUGCUGAGCUGGACAAGACUCACCGUGGAGAGGACCGCUACCUGACGCUCAUAACGCAGGAACAUGCAGUCAUCAAGGAGGAGAAGUCCCUACUCCAAGAAUUCGAGCACCUGGAGAAGACGGAACGCGACUACUUUGCGUCGCUGUCCCUCGCGCUCCGCGAGAGCCACGAGAAAGAGCGUGCCCAAGGGGAGCGCACCAAGUACUGGUCCAUCAUUGGUUCGGUGUGCGGUGCCGUCAUCGGCAUCGUCGGCGCCACCGUGAACAACCGGAUACGCCUCAACCAGCUUCGGGACCUUGUGGAACGCUCGUCAAGCCAGCCCGAAAUGCAGCGCCUCGUGUUCAGCCUCUCAGACGAGUUCAGGAGGCACCGCGACCAGAUCUUUGAGUUUGUGGACGACGUGCGGAGGAUGCUGGGGGCUUCCCCCGUGACUGCCGUUCAGCAGAGCUUCUCCAGGGGGGAGGCCAAGACAAAGCCCGCAGAGUCUGAGCUGGAGUACGAGAUCAGGGAGGUGGUGACGCUUGUGAAAAGCCAAAGCGAGCUGUUCGAGAAGGAGACCAAAGAAAUCAAGGCACUGCUCGCGGCUCAGCGGGUGCUCCAGGGAAGCGACGGGGAGGAAAUCAAUGUGGCGGCUGUGUACAUUGGUGAGGACGUGAGGGACAUUGUGGCCGACUCGCAGCAUCAGCUCGAGUGGAAGAUGAAGAUAAACUCCCUGGCAACCGUUGCAUUUGUGUACGGAGCGUUGGCGGUAACCGUGCCUCUUCUCGCUGCUUUCUUCAAAGGUUCAUGAAUGAACUAUUACUAGCCUAUCUAAGGACACUUUUUUUUUGUCGGAGAAUUGCUUUUGCUUCCGGCAAUCGGAACUUACGGUGGUGCCUUACAACCGCCGAUAUACUAGGGAUGUCCCUGGGAUGUAGGCUGCUGCAGCUGUAUACAUGACGGUUUUUUAAAUUGUCCAGCUUUUCAUUACACGAUAAAGAAAUUCAGUGUGGUCAGUUUUAUUGACUUGCACAAGUGCAAUUUCUGGUUUGGAACAAAAUCCAAUGCAUUUCAGACUGCAGCGCUGUCUAUUUUGUUUGUUUUUAGCUGUUAUUAUAUUUUAUGUGGUUAGUCAACAUAUGCUAAAUAAAGGUUAGUUACUUUUGUUAUGA
Molecule: messenger RNA, 1608 nt
Organism: Ixodes scapularis (black-legged tick)
Lineage: Eukaryota; Metazoa; Arthropoda; Arachnida; Ixodida; Ixodidae
Product: mitochondrial potassium channel
Exons: 3
Coding region: 150-1247 (365 amino acids)
Source: RefSeq, a predicted model, not a curated record